AUGGGGUGCUGCCCAGGGGACUGCUUCAACUGCUGCGGCCAGGAUCAGAACUGUUGUGAAGAGUGUUGCUGCCAGCCGGCCUGCUGCGGCUGCUGUGGGUCCUGCUGCUCGUCUUGCUGCGGCUGCGGAGGCUCGGGCUGCGGGGGCUCGGGCUGCGGAGGCUCCGGCUGCGGGGGCUCCGGCUGUGGGGGCGGCUGCUGCGGCUCCUCUUGCUGCGGAUCUGGCUGUGGCUCCGGCUGCUGCGGCUCCGGGUGCUGCGGCUCUGGGUGCUGUGGUUCCGGUGGGUGCUGCGGCCCUGUGUGCUGCCAGCCCACGCCUGUGUGCGACACGAAGUGA
This is a messenger RNA of Otolemur garnettii (small-eared galago), 336 nucleotides long. RefSeq names its product keratin-associated protein 17-1. The transcript has a single exon. The record is from RefSeq and is a predicted model, not a curated record. Lineage: Eukaryota; Metazoa; Chordata; Mammalia; Primates; Galagidae. Bases 1 to 336 code for a protein of 111 amino acids.